AAAAACAUCUCGGAGAAAAUGUCGUAAAGCGCAGUCGGUACGGUCUGUGACGAAGAGAGUGACCGGGCCUGGCUCCCCGCACUUAUUUGCCCCGUAUCCCGGUGGCCCCCUCCCCCUCUUGCUCCAUGUGGGGCCCAGGUUGGGCUCUCGGAUUCUCCUCCUUCUCCUCCUUCUCCUCCUUCUCCUUCUCCUUCUUCUCCUUCUCCUAUGGCCCGGAAAACAGUUAGCAGGAAGCGGAAAGCGGCGACGGCUGCCGCCGGGGGGCUCCAGGGGGAGCAGUAUGGGUGGGAUCACUCAGUUCACAAAAGGAAAAGACUCCACUGGGUGAAAAGGUCUGUGGUGUACUACCUGAAAGGUAGAGAGGUCAGGAUGCAGAAUGAGUCCAGCUAUCACCGCUUGUUGCAUGGAUAUGCAGCCCAGCAGCUUCCCAGCCUCUUGAAGGAGAGAGAAUUUCACCUUGGAAUCCUUAAUAAAGUAUUCGCCUCCCAGUGGCUGAACCACCGGCAAGUGGUGUGUGGGACAAAAUGCAACACAUUAUUUGUAAUAGAUGUCCAGACUGGUCAAAUUACCAAGAUUCCUAUUCUGAAAGAUCGUGAACCUACCAUGGUGAACCAGCAAGGAUGUGGUAUUCAUGCUAUUGAGCUCAACCCCUCAAGGACCUUUCUGGCCACAGGUGGAGACAACCCCAACAGUCUUGCAAUUUAUCGUCUGCCUACACUUGAUCCUGUGUGUGUGGGAGAUGAUGGACAUAAGGACUGGAUAUUUUCAAUUGCAUGGAUAAGUGAUACUAUGGCUGUUUCUGGUUCCCGGGAUGGUUCGAUGGGUCUCUGGGAAGUUACAGAGGAUGUGCUGUCCAAAACUGAUGCCAGGCACAAUCUCUCUCAAGUUCCUGUCUAUGCCCACAUAACACACAGGGCUCUGAAGGAUAUUCCUAAGGAGAACACCAAUCCUGACAACUGCAAAGUCCGAGCAUUGGCUUUCAACAAUAAGAACAAGGAACUGGGAGCUGUGUCCUUGGAUGGGUAUUUUCAUCUUUGGAAAGCAGAGCACACACUAUCAAAGUUACUUUCCACAAAGUUGCCAUACUGCAGGGAGAAUGUGUGUUUGGCUUAUGGUCCGGAGUGGUCAGUGUAUGCAGUAGGAUCACAGGCACAUGUCUCCUUUUUGGAUCCAAGGCAGCCUUCUCACAAUGUUAAAUCCGUCUGUUCCAAAGAACGAGGCAGUGGUAUUAGAUCAGUGAGCUUUUACGAGCACAUCAUCACAGUGGGAACGGGGCAAGGUUCCCUAUUGUUUUACGAUAUCCGAGCCCAGAGGUUCCUGGAUGAAAAGCCCCCACAUGCCUGCUAUGGACAGAAGCAGAAAUUAGGAGGAAGUGAAAUUUUAAAGUUGACUACUGGGAAAGGUUGGCUGAAUCACGAUGAAACCUGGAGAAAUUAUUUUUCUGACAUACAUUUCUUCCCAAAUGCUGUUUAUACCCACUGCUACGACUCAUCUGGAACGAAGCUCUUUGUGGCAGGAGGCCCCCUUCCAUCAGGACUUCAUGGGAAUUAUGCUGGUCUCUGGAGCUAAUGAUAACUCUUCAUAAAUGCUGAUCUUGACAUAGAUUUCUACUUUUCUUUACCAUUUUAAAAACAAAAUUGUGUGAUGCCAUUGACUUCUGGUUUAAAUGCAAGUUAUUUUUAGGCAAUUUUCUGUUGGUCUCCAACAGUCUUGUACAUGUUUUUGAACCAUUAUUUUUGCUUUAACCUGCUUAUUCUUUUAUAUGAAGGGGUUUCAAAAUCCUUUUUUAUUGUAUUUACUCCAAAUGACUCUUCCCCCACAUUUAGGCUGUCUUGGCCACAUGCCUCCUCCUCUUUGCUGUGACAUAGGAUUCCUUCUUAUAGCGUGGUUGCUGCUGGACUUUCUGUGAAAGUCUAGGGGCUGUGUGUCUUCAGAUAUUUUGUCAGUUCCAUUACCUGAAGUGAGGACUGCUUGUAAUUUAAAAAUAUUUGUAAGAGAUAAAGUAAUAGCUUAUCUGUAGAACCUGGCCUUAGUCUGGGUUAAUCUUAUUUUUUAAAAGUACAAGUCUAAUGACACUGUUUAUACAUAGAGGAGUAUGGUCAUUUUAAUAUGUACUCAUUGGAGCCCAGGGAUAGAUUUUUCUGGGGUAUUGCCCAUCAAGCCCAAAGUGCAGGAGUUUUAAAAAAUGCAUUUGUGUUUGAAUUUCAGUUUUCAGCAGUGCCAAAAGAAAAUUUAUCUAUUGUUCCUUUUCUGCUUCUCCCAGGUAUCAGCUUGCACAACUGGAGUUUGUAUAGGCUGUUCUGUGGUGUGGCUAUUGCAGGAUGACAUUACAUUGAGGGCCUGCAGAGGUGCUGAGAGAAAAUGGGGGCUAGGGAUAUGAGUGUUCUUGUCCUUCAAAAUGAACUAAAUCUAUCAAUUUUUCAGAUGAGUCAAGAUUCCUUAGUAUGCUGCUAUGGUAGCUCAUGGGUUCUUCAUAAACUGCCUAAAACCCAGGACCUCUUUUUGUCCCAGGUUGUGGAAGCUUUUCCCAUUUUGGCUGUUCUGUUUGGCCAUCUCCUCUAAUAUGCCAAUGGAAUAAAUAAACUGGGUUUUUUUCUCUGAGGUUAAAGAGUGCAUCUUGGACUUGUCUAAUGCAAGCUGGAAGCUUUCCAUGUAGCAAGAUAGCUUGCUGUUAGCUCACAUUGAGCUAGCAGCAUCUGUUGUCAUCUUGCUUGCUGUAGGAGAGGCUCAGGUUUUCCUUGAAUCCCCUGUUGCCUUCUGCAAUCAAAUUCCCACAAACUUCAUGUGGAAUUGGGUGGGGAGAAUAGGUCCAAUACCCUUCAGGUCCAGCCAUGAAGCGUGUGCAUUCCAGGGUGAUGGUCUUACCUAAUACUCACUAAAAUGCAGAACUCAAGGGUACUCCUCCUAGCCUUUUGGCAGGCACCAAGCUUGGCUUGUCACUGAUACCUCUGUCCUCUGCUGGGAUGAAUGCCUUUCCCAUGCCCUUGUCACCAGUGGAGCAGAGUGUGCCUGUAUCUCACUGCUGUGGUGCCAAAUAGGUAGUUGGCUGAAGCUGAGAAGAAUGACAAAGCUGGGACAUGCUCUGUUCUUCUGUGUCUGCUGGAGAUCACAGCCACCACUGUAGAGUAGCUCUAGUCCCCGAUGUGCAGUUCCUGCGAGAUUGCCUAGAGCUAGUCCGCAUGUGUCUUUGUGGUCCCUCUCAUCUUUGGACUCUAUAUCUUCAUCAGUAAUUCCAAGCAGUGAGACUUGGGCUUAAUUUCUGGUUGGUAGUGGACACUUGGAUGAAAAUCCUGCAAGGAAUGCAGUUCCCUCCCAUCCUGGUGAAAAAUCCUGUUAAGAUGUCUCCCAGACAUUCACCUGUCUCAGAAGUAUAAUUUACUCACACUGAGCACUGACAUGGGUACUUCACAAACAGAUCUUUUUUUAUGGUGUUUCAUAAUUCUACUUCCCUUGUGGGUUGGUUGCUUAAACUGAAUCAGUUAAUGGUGAAAUUAUAAACUAUGGAGUAGCAAAGAAGCUUUUAUAUUUUAUUUAGAGUUGUUUGUUGUUUUUUAAAGAUGUACUGGUGCCUGUGUUGUUCUGUGAUGGCAAUUUACUGCUUUGGUUAUUUUAGGGGUUUUGAAAAGUGGAAGUAUACAGAGAAAAACAAAUCUUGGUGAAGUAUGGCAGGAUGUGUAAUUCUGGGAUUAUUUCUCCGGCUACCAUCUAAGAUCACGCUGUCACAGGGAACAAUUUCUGGUUAGUUGUUUUGUUUGGCUUGGUUUGAGGUGCCUUUUUUUUCCCCCUCUUUUCUAAAGAAACUAGACAUUUGACUGAGCGUUCUCUAAUUCUGCUGAAACAACUAGUUAGGCCCUUAGUGUCACCAGUGCCAAAGGAAAACUACUGAUCUGGAAACCCUAGCCCUGAUGUUGAUCUAUAAAUUUGAAGCAUAUUCCAGGUCUGGGUGAGGGGGCAAAAAGGGUAUUUUUAUGGAUUAAGCUCUAGCCUCUAAAUAUGGAGGCUGAUCUUUCUGCGGAGUCAGCAGUCUCUAGGUUAUUGAAGAGGUCACCAUGGCACCCCUGGAACAUGUCCCUCUCUGCCAGCUGAUCACAAAUACCUCAGUGUGUGGUCCUAAAGCUUGGUAGUGUGAGUGCCCUUUUCCUCACUUUUUUUCUGCGUAAGAAGCUUUGGACAAUUCUCAGAAGAAUCUGGACAAUGAUGUAAAAUUUCUCAAGUUUCAUAUGCUUCUGUGUAUUCUGCUUUCAUGGUGCUUUCUUGCAAAGAUAACUUCUCAUGGGGAGGGAGCCAUCCUUGUUGCUUUAUGAAAAUCCCCCCAAAAAAACUGGGAACAAACUAGAUAUAGUGCUGCAAGAACACAAAUUGGGCCAGAGAGAACUUAAUUUCUAGCCUGUUUUGUAGCAGCCACAGGGCCUGCAAGGCCUCCCUGGCGGUCAGUUGCCUAAGAUAAGAAAUGCCUAGUCAUGAUGACUGGACCAAAGAAGCCCCUCUUCCACCUUCAGACCCUUGUUAUCUCUCUGUAAGAACAUAGGUCAUAUUCACCUCGACCCUUACUAUUGGACUGUUUCCCAAAACCCCUAUACAAACCCCUAUUUCUGGGCUGUUCAGCAGAAGAGCUGUCACUGUCACCCUUCACAGAAGUUGCCAAUAAAGACACAUCUGUGGAACCUCAUACAGCCUUCUCCUCUCUCUCCCCAUGUCUGCUGAGGCACUUAGCAUGCAAAGAGCUGAAAUCACUAAAGAGCUAAAUUCACCAAAGAGCUGAUCUCACUUAAGAGCUGAGCUGCUUGCUAAGAUUGCCUGUGGCUGGGGGCCUGCCUGAGGGACCUGGACAGGUUGUGCUUAGCGGGACUUAGCUAUCUGGACACCUACAGCAGCAGGGGCUGGAUAGACCCCGAGAACUCCCUGACGUAAUACUGUUUCAGUGGGUUUAAAUGCUUGUAGCAAUAUAGAAUUAUAGAUGUUAUGUUUCAGAGUAUUUUGUGGUUGGUCAUAUGUCACUUUUGGUCCAGUCAAGGUUAGAAAAAGAGGCAGAGAAAGGUGAUGAUAUGCCAACUGUCCAAAUAUAAGUCAUAGGAGAAAUGGAAUGAAAAGACAGGUUUUCUUAUUUGAAUUGAUUUUUUUUCCCUACUGGUUUAGAAAUCAGUUGAAAUCCAGGAUCAUGGUGUGAGAAGCAGUGGUUUUCCAUUGAAGUGCAGGAAUGACUGUACAGCAGGGUAUUUCUCAUCUCUUCAUGGAGGCAAGUUGAGUGCACCCUGGUGUUCAAAUAGCAGAUGACAUGAAAUUCAGUCUGGUGACUGAGUUGUGCUCACUGUGUCUUGCUGUGUUUUGCUGAGACCCAUUGGCAUUUGCAUUUUCAGGCUGUCUUUUGGAAUGUUUCUUAACAAGUUCCCUCCCUUGGUCUUUCACGCCCAUCUGAAUGGUCUGUUUGGGGUUGCCUCCUCCACCCCAAAUCAUCCCAGCUUUUUACUGUAGCAAUAUUGUGAUGUGUUACUCUUCGAGCCAGGUCUUACGAGCUCUCAGUGAAACCCAUCACACCCCAGAUAGCUCAGCUACCUGGAACAGUAUAAAAUUAGCAGGAUGAUUUCUGAGGUAGUGUUGGAAACAGGAAAAGGUUUAAUAAAAGGCAAAAUAACAAAGCUCUUACAGAGAAAAACUGAGCCAGGGUCAAGAGGUCCUUGCUCCUGCUAAAUUACCCCACAAAAGCGAUUAUUUCCUUUGUUCUCUUCCUUUUCUAGUGAAUUACCUAGGCGGGACCUCUUGGCCUCUGUCCAGUCGGACAGCCCCAGGUCUGAGGUGAAGUCCCAAAGGUCCUAUGAGAUGUCUUUGUACUUAAUUUGGGAGAGAAACUUCUGAGCUUUUUGCCUUUUUAAGCAGACAAAGAAUAACUUGGUCACUUCGUCAACAGGGGGCACAUUCCUACACUAUUGUACUUGCAGAGGUGACCUCUUAAGCAGAAAUGGUCUUGCUGGCAUUUUGUCAAGCCAUGCUUGAGACCUUUAAUUUGCUUUUUUUAAACUGGGCAGACCUUUGAGGCUAGCUCAGACCAGAGAACUGGGUAGUUGCCCUAGUACAUGUUUCACUAAUGGGAGGAUUACACAGUAGCAGUCUAUUUCUGGGGGGGAACAGACUCUAGUUUAUCUCACAUUAGGCACUUGAAGCAGAGAAAAAACUUUAAUUAUAACAGACCGUUGGACUUUUCUUCCUGCUGGUAAUUUUCCAGUCAUGUGGGAUCUUCUGUGCUGCCAGUGAGUGUAGAAACUAGUUAAUUUUAUCACUCAGCUCUUUUCAGUGAACUACCAUGUUAAUUUGGGUAUCUUUGGGUAUUGCAUUUUCAGUAUUCAUAAUCACAGGUAAUCAAACCUAGUGACUUAACCAUGGGUUCAGUAGUAGAAUUAUCCCUGGCUGACUUGACUGUACAAGGGAGAAAGAUGGAGAAAUUACCAGGAAUGAGGUGACGAGUAAAAUAAUAGAUUCUAAUGGGUAGCAAUGUCUCAGUAACAAUUGGGUAUUAUGUGAUAGACCUUCCUAAGGAAGCAGAAGCUACUUUGCAAUAUUUGCUUGAGCAGAGAAAUGAGGGUGGUGCUCACCCUCUUCACCUUAUUUCUGAUAAUUCCUCCAGUUUUCUCCCUUGUACAGUCAAGUCUAAUAGGAAGAAUUGGUAGUGCUCUCCUUGGGUGCUUUCUGGGAUUGCGAUAACAAAGUGAGUCCAUUUGUUUGGUUCCCUUCAUCUGUGCUGCUUGUGUUAGUACAAAGGGAAUAAAUUACCAAAGAACAGUUAAUAGGUGUUUGAUCCUAGUCCCAGUUGUUCAUUACCUACAUAGAUCCAUUUUUAAGAUCAUAGCAAGAGUACCUAGUGAUCUUACUGGACUUAGUCUGUCCACAAAGGUUACAUUCACAUUGUGGGUGACUUGUGACUACCUUAAUGAGGGGAACUCCUGAACUGCAUUAUGGGGCUAUAUUUGCUGCCUCUAUUUUAAGUCUUUGGCUGUUUUUGUAUCUUAAUCCUUAAGAUACUUAUGUUCAGUUACUCUUCUCCAGAAUUUCAUCCUCUUCCUUCACCUGAGCACUUGCUUUGUAUAUACCUUGCAGCUGCAAAAUUAACAGAUUUAAGUUAUGAUACAGCUAUGUCAAGUGGUGGUUUGGUGUCUUAAUUUCUGCCCCUCAGAUGAGAGGCACUUAUGGAUCUUGUGAAUUAAUAUCCCUCACCUGGUGCAGAUGUGAAAUAAAGCAGGCUUUGAUAGAGAUCACCUGUUUUCUUUACUUGCAAGAAACCAAGAACAGAUGGGCUGUCACUUACUGCAUCUUGGCAAAGCAGCAGCAUCUUACAGCAGCCAGGUGGGAGCUCUGAGAUCUGUUUCUGGUGGUCUGAUAACCUUAUUUUCCAUAAAUCCACAUUUCCAAGGUAUCUGAGAAGUUCUUAGCUUCUAUUGCAAUUGCUACCCUAUUGGAAUUAUUACCAAUAUAGCCGGAUGGGACGUGUCUGGGCUUGUCUGGCCCUUGCUGCUUGACCAAAAGGCAGCAGCUGUGGUGAUUUCACCUCAGAGACACCUUUGGCUAGCUAGAUGCUGCAGCUGGGCGCACAGAGACAAGUCCAGACAUGCAGGAGCUCAGGUUUACCUUGGUGAAGAAGCUUUAAGGCGAGGUGAAGGAAAGGAGUCGGUUCUGUUGGAGGGUUUCGAUCCAGAGCUUUAUUCCUGGCCCACAGGCCUCUGAAUGCAGUAACAGCUCCAACAAAACUCACGACCAGAUGGUGUGCUUGCCCUUUUAACCCGGGGGAGAGGGGGAACCAAGGACCACCAAUCAGGUACAGGGCAGGCAUGUCACAGGUGAAAGGGACACCUGGAUGGGCCAAUGGCCCCCAGGGAUGGAGAGCAUCUUUUGAAUCUGCCCAAUCACUCAAUGCUCCUCUGGAAUUUCUGGGUUGAUAGACAGUGCCCAGCAGGAGUCAGGGUGGGGGAAAGAAGAGGUGAUUGACACCUGGGGAGGACCGGGAUAACUGAGGCAAGCCAUGACAUCACACCGUAACACCACUGUAACUAAAUUACUGAACUGAGGUACAGCUCAUUCCUAGGAACACCAUUGCAGAGCUAUGUGUGAUGCAGGUCAAGCUGAUCCUCUGGCCAGCCCAUGCUGAGCCCUGGACACCUGUGCUAGCCAGGCAUAUGCUCUCUAGCUUAAAGCUAAGUGAAAAUCCCUGUGUGCCUCACUGGCCACCCCUCAGCCAGAACCUCAACUUAAAAUGCAUUUCUGAGUGUUGCGGUACCUUCAGUAGCUUUGUCUCUGAAGCACAGGCACCAGGAAUUUGUCUGUGUUGCAGACAAGGGAGAAUGGAAAUGAGAAUAUAGCCACAUCUUAUCUGAAGGAAUCUCCUGUUUAUGCUCUUCCUUGCUUCUGCAAGUGAACACUUCGGUGCAUGUUGAGGAUGGGCAAGGGGCACAAGAAAAAUGGUAAAAGUCCAACAGUGUUUGGUAUUGUUCUCAGAACUCCUGAGGAAUUAAAAAAUAUAGAGGGGAUACUUAUUCAUUGCUCAGGAGGUACUUGUAAAAGGGCUUAAUCAGAAACAUUUUCAGAGAAAUCAAGUAGAUAUCCCCAUAAUUCUUGUUUCUUCAUGUUAAUUUUCAAGGAUUUUAAUUGGGAAGUGUCUUUUUGCUUGUGUUGCUGGGUUUCUUAAUGUGGUACUUGUGGUACUUGGCUAAUUAAGAGAAUGCUUUUGACAGAAAGUAAUCUUCCCAAUUAAGUGCCAUUUUCUAAUGGCCUUUCCCUCUAGUAUCCUGCUGGGAGUGUUGUGGUCUAAGAAAGCACAGACAGAUCUAAAAUGGAGUGCCAGGGUUGGCAGAGUUAAGAAAAUCUGGUCUGCAUGACUAUUUCUGUACCUAAAAAACCACCAAGUAAAAUACUUGAUUGUAUACAAAUUCUGGUCAUUGGACUGAAACUGAGAGGGUGUAUACAACCCUUGCAACAUAGUGUGAAGUCUCUAUAGUCCUAGAAAUUGAUUCUUUGACCUCAGAACAAAAAUGUAGGAGUCAAUAUGUUGUUUUCUUAGGAACUGCUUUUCCGGAUUCCCUUAUUAAAAGGGAAAAUUCAGGUGCUGAAUCUUAAAAUCUCAUUAAACUUGUACUUUUUAUUUGCCCAUUCACCUGGUCUCCUUUCCUUUUCAAGGCCUUCCACAGUCUCAAGGUAUAUAAAUCACUAUGACUCAUCCAAAUAAUGCCAAAGCAGUCUAACCAGAGGUUAAUGUGCCUUCCUCUUCUAGGACCUUGAUCUUUGUAAAGUUAUCUCAAACUCAUCACGGUCUUAGGGUUGGGUACAUGCACUGUCUUUUUCUAAGAUGUAUGUGUUGAAGUUGCAACAGGUUUGUACCGUUACUUGUGGCUUGUUCCAUUUGUGUUAGGAUGUGGUGUUGACACAAAUCAAUACACUGUUUUUUCUUAGUAUCAGUCUUACCUGUGACAUCUAUCAGUGCAUGCUUGUUGUCACGAUCCGCUAGUACAAGCAGGGGUCUUGAUGGUGUGUUAACUGAUCUCAGAGUGCAAAAACAACACAGAAGGGGAUUUCAGUAUUAAUCAAAACAAAUGCACCUUUUAUUGAGUGCCCACAGCAAAUGCAAUAGAAGGAUUAGAAAGGAGAUAAAGGAUAGAGAGAGAAAAAGGGGGGGGGGGGGGGGCUAUAGCUACCAACGGAGAGACUAAAUCCUUGUGAUCCAUCUUGUCACACUGGGGAGAAUCUUGGAGUCUUUGGUUAGCUCAGGGGUCUUUUAUAGUCCUCUGCCGGGAGAGGAACAGGUACAGGACAAUGGAGAAUAAGUCAGUUGAGAACAAGUACAGACAGUCCAGUUCGGGACCCAUUGUUUCAGGACUGGUUUCUAUGGGAAACCAGUCUUGGUCCAGCAAACACAUCUGCAGGUAACACUUGGCAGACAUCCCGCUUCAGUCAGCCCAGUGCCCCCAUGUUAGAAUUUUAAGGGUCUCAGUCCUUGGGGGGGGGGGGGGGGCUUCAAUCUCCGUCCUUGAGGGUAGUCAUGAGGCAGAUGAGGAAUUUUCCGUGGGAGAUCACCAAAGUUACCUCAGAAAGUUAGACUUUCUCUAAAGUGGGUGGCAUCUGGCUGAGAGGUCGGGAAAUUCAUGGGCUAUUGUGAUGAGCGGGUAUCGUGAAGCAGGGGUAAGCAUACAGAGCAGGCCGCUAAUUGCUAGGCCCUGCUCAAAGCAGUGUACGGUGGCGGCACAGCAAGCACACCUGCAAACAAUCACUUGGCAAGCAUCCACCUCAACCAGGACAGAACUCCAGUCGGGGUCUUCAGGGUCUUAGUCUCUGUCCUUGCAAUGAUUGUGAGGCAAAUAAGGAAAACUUCAGACCAUCUCUUACACUUGUAUGCUAAUGUGUACACAAAUACUGGCUCUUCCCCAUGGCCUAUGAUGUAUAUGAUGCACAAACUACACAAGGUGUUUUUAAAAGUGCAGGGGUCACAACUUCUUGCCUGAGGGUAUAAUGUCUUACGGUGAACUGUUUUUAAUGUUUUUUUCCCAAAUAUAUUUAAUAAGAUCCAAAGCCUUUGGAAAAAAAAAAUCAGGGCUUGCUGACACUUGGCUUUUGUUCUGAAUACAGAGUCUGAUGUUUAUUAACAAUUCCUGCAAAUCCACCCAUCUAACAGCUUUUCUCAGCUUGUUGUUUCUUUCAUGAGCUGUGUCAGAAACAGCACUGGAUCCUUAACUAUCAUGGAAGCUGUCAAGUGAAAUAGUAACAACUCUCUUCAAAUAUUACAGUGCACAUUUUUAACUGUCAGGUAAAACUGUUCAAAAUUAUUGAUGCAACUUGCAAAUGGAACAGUGGAAAGUUGCAGAUAUGUAAAACCAGUCUCUGCACAUGGGGCUCAGUGUUCAGUUACCUUGUAAAUUGUUUCUUCUCUCUGAAAAGCGGAGGUUGGUUUUUUUAGUUUUUAUUUUUCAUACAAAGACAUUACACAUUUGGCUUUGUUUUUUUAAUUGGAAAAGGAUAUCUUUGUUCUUAAUCUGACAUCUGGAGUUUGGGCUAGGUUUCUGUCGUUUAUGCAGAUAGAGGAUGGUGUGAUUGAUACAGAAUGUCCCUUCCCAGCUGUAAGGGUAAUUCAUUCAUAAGAACAUAGAAACAGGAACACUUCUUCACUUACUGUGGCCUUCCAUGGACAUGCAUAUCCAUUAUUAACUGAAGUACAUUACCGCACUCUGUUGAUUCAUGAGACUACCUUUGUAUUUAGAAUCAGCAUCAUUAGUCAUCAGUGUAUUGACAUUGAUAAAUGGUCACAGAGCUCUAAUGUAUAUUUCCUGUGCUAACUGCAUCUGUUUUCCCUGUACCCCAAUGCAGACUUAAUCUGGAGUUCUCUUUUUAGUUCUUGCUAACUUUGGAGUUUCUUCAAAUUCAGUAAGGUCCUGGUUUUACCACAGUUCCUUUUCAGAGUAGAACAGAUUGGUUUAACUUUGUUUUCUAAUCUUUAGCACUUUCCUCCCAUUUCUUCUUAGUUCACCUUUAACAGUAAUUUCAAAGCUGCUUACCUAGUCUGAAAAAUAGAGUCAUAAUAAAAAGAAAACUUGUUGCCCUCUGUAGAAAGAUCGCUCUGUGCUUUUACCAUAAACUUCAGUGGCUGGCUGCCUACCUUGGAAGGGGAGACUCCACUCCUGCAUACUCUACAGAAGCUGAAAUUCUCUUGCAUCCAUAUUAUAUAGUGGAUGUCAGCAGAUCAGGAAGUGGAUGUGCCCUGCAUCUGAACCCAGUUUGUUAAUCUGAUCAGUGGUACUUUAGUCAACUAAAGAACCGGCAUCUUUGGCUGCUGCUCAGUGUUAUUACUAAACUGAAGGCAAAAUUGAGGAUGCAUUGGUGACUUUUUUGCUGACUUGGUCCCAUUUAAAGGCUUUCUCCAUAGACUUUUGUCUUUUGCAUAUUUCAUGGAUGGUGAAAAAACGUUGCUAUCGUAGGGCUAUGAGAUUAACUCUAUGCUCAAAAGGCAAAAAUUAUUAGCUUUGGCCAGCAGUAAUGCCAAAGGCUGGCUAUGCUCAGAGAUGGGCUGGUAAUGGAGUGUUUGAGCAAUGGAAGCCUUGAGAGUUCCACAACAGUCCUUGCCAGUCUUUCCCAAGCACUGUUCAGCACUAUCCCUAUUUAAAAACAAAAUAGGGAUUGCACUGAGCAGUGGAACCUGCUGAAUUUCCUAGAUUUGAGAGAGACACCGGAGAGAAGAGUCCAGGUUCCAUGUGUUUUAAAUACAACUUAAAACCAAUGCAGCUAUACUCUCAGAUCAGCACCACUUCCUACCUUUCCCUCCAUUUAGAUGGGAAUUAAAAAGUAAACUCAACAAUACAUGAUCUGGUUGUGUACUUGCAGGUGGAACAUGGGGUUCUCGAAAUUUGAGAAUUGAAAUUUCUUAUGUGGAAGAACUCUGUGGGUGCAAAGAGCUUGGAUCUUGGAUUACAGCUCUUCUGCCAUCUUGCUAAAUGCAAGUACUCUGGACUCUUCUGAAGAACUGAUCAUUUUAGGUCAUCUGUGUGUUGUUUGACCACAUGGACAAUAUAACAGUGAUUUUUACAGAUUGCUUUCCACAUGUCAGUCAUAACUCUUAAUUUGCCGUGUGGAGGAAAAUUGUUAAUUUGAUCUGGAAAUGUGGAUGUGGACACAACAUGGGCAGUGGGAUUGAGGGCACUCUCAGCAAAUUUACUGAUGACAUUGAGCUGUGUGGUGCAGUCAACAUGCUGGAGGGAAGAGAUGACAUCCACAGGAACCUUGACACACUUUAGAGAUGGGUCUGUGCGAACCUCAUGAAGUUCAAGAAAGCAAAGUGCAAGGUCCUACUCCUGGGUCAUGUCAGUCCCAGACACACCGACAGGUUGGGCAGAGAAGUAAUUGAGAGCAGCCCUGGUAGAAAGACUUGGGGGUGAUGGUUGAUGAAAAACUCACCAUGAGCAGACAGUGUGAACUCACAGCCCAGAAACCAACAAAAUUCUUGGCUGCAUCAAAAGGAGCGUGGCCAGCAAGUCAAGGGAGGAGAUUCUCCCCCUCUGCUUUGCUCUUGUGAGACUCCACCUGGAGUACUGUGUCCAGCUCUGGGGCCCCUACGUAAAAAGGACAUGGAACUGUUGGAGAAAGUCCAGAGGAAGGCUGCAAAAUUGAUAAGAGGACUGGAGCACCUCCCCUACCAAGACAGGCUGAGAAAGUUGAGGCUGUUCAACCUGGAGAAGAGAAGGUUGCGUGGAGAUCUCUUAGCAACCUUCCAGUAUCUGAAGGGGCUACAGGGAAGACUGAGAAGGACUCCUCAUCAGGAACUGCAGACAGGACAAGUAGUAAUGGGUAAAAAUUGAAAGAAAUUAGGAAAUUUAGACAAGAUAUUAGGAAGAAAUUUUUUACUGUGAGGGUGGUGAGAUACUGGAAUGGGUGGCCCAGAGAGGUUGUGGAUGCAUGAAUCCUGGCAGCAUUCAAAGCCAGGUUUAAUAAGGUCUUAAGCAACCUGGUCUAGUGGGAGGUAUCCCUGCCUAUGGCAGGGGGGUUGGGACAAGACAAUUUUUAAGGUCCAUCCCAACCCCAUAACAUACUAUGAUCCUAUGUAUCUAUUACGAGCCUAAUUUUCCAUCUUGCAUUAACCAAGUUACUGUGUUCACAUACCAGAAAGAUGUUGCUCUUUGAAAAAACAUGUUAGUGUAUGUGGCAAUGCCCCAUGUGCUUUUUAAAUACCUAGAUCUGUACAUUCUCGUCUGAGUAUUGUUAAACAUGCUGUAGUCUGGCAUACAGGUCUUUUACUGCUGCCCCGUUACAUAGAUAAUCGUAAUUAACUGCAGUUUGGUUUUUUCUACUACUUGAGGUUGCGUGAUCUGAAAAUUGGUAAACAAGAAGGAUUUGUGCAUCUUACUAUGUGUAUCUCUAAAUAAAAUGUAUUUGUAUAGUU
Messenger RNA from Haemorhous mexicanus (house finch), 13900 nucleotides. RefSeq names its product DDB1- and CUL4-associated factor 12-like. The record is from RefSeq and is a predicted model, not a curated record. Gene Ontology annotation, cellular component: Cul4-RING E3 ubiquitin ligase complex. Gene Ontology annotation, molecular function: protein binding. Lineage: Eukaryota; Metazoa; Chordata; Aves; Passeriformes; Fringillidae. The transcript has 9 exons. The coding region runs from base 208 to 1569 and encodes 453 amino acids.